This is a messenger RNA of Chanos chanos (milkfish), 5026 nucleotides long. RefSeq lists its product as uncharacterized. Bases 128 to 4807 code for a protein of 1559 amino acids. Gene Ontology annotation, biological process: cell differentiation. The record is from RefSeq and is a predicted model, not a curated record. The transcript is spliced from 8 exons. Lineage: Eukaryota; Metazoa; Chordata; Actinopteri; Gonorynchiformes; Chanidae.
AGGGAGUUGGUUGGCCUGCGCAGUUCAAAUGGACCGCACGUGAAAAGAAUUUUUGCACCUCUAAACAGGAUAUAUUGUGGUCCGAAAAUAAAAUCCCGAGAAAGACUGUCGUGCGUAAGGUAGGGUGAUGUCGGGACGCGAGUCAUCAGGGGAUCUGGUGCCCCCGGACAUGAUGGAGGUUUUUGGCAAGGGGCGGCAUACGGGGAAGGGGAAGAAGAUGAAGAGGAGAGGGGGCUCCCUGAGACGAGCCUUUAGCUGGUUUAAAAGCCGUCGUAGGAAGAGCACCAGACCCAGGGCCCUCAGCCAUGAUGUGCUCGCCAUUGGCAGCCCCGUCAUCAUUCAGCCCAGUCCCAACCCAGCCCCUAAGGAAGAAGAUGUGGGUUCCUCUCCCUCUCAACACUUCCAGGAGAAUGUGUUUGCUGAGAGCAGUCGCCCAAAAUAUGUGGAGGACAUUCUCACCCAGGCCCAGGAGGGGCUUAAGCUUAUGCAGCAAGAGGAAAGCAAGAACUGGGUAGACUACAUGGAUGACCAAAGUAUCAUAUCAACAGGGACAUCUCGGACAGAGACUGAUGGCAGGCUCAGUGAACGCCUUGAGUCACCGGAGUCUGAGAGUGCUGCCAUUGACACUGUUUCCACAGUCUCAACCAGGUCUACGGUGUCCUCAUUGUCCACGCGCUCUGGGCUCACUCGUCAAGGCUCUACAUUCACACCUCUGAAUCAGGGAAAGAAGCAGGAGGUGGGAAGGAGCAGGAGGAGACACAGGAGGAGCACAGUCAUGGGGAUACCACGCCAUGUCCAGCAAGAACUAGGCUUAGAUAGAGCAGCUUGGACAUCGUGCAAAGCUGGUGAUGAACAGAUGCCUAAUGGAGGGACUACGAACAUGCCACCCAUCACAUCUACUCCUCUUGACCAGGGCAGCAUGCAACCAUUGCGCAAAGAGGUCAUUCAACCUGUUCAGGAGACAGAGUUGCCGCUCCCCCCACUAGUUGGACACAAGGAUGACAUGGCACUCCUCCAGCAUGUCAUCCCUGAAACUUCACAGAUGCUGAGGCCUCAAUCCCUAGCUGUACCCUGGAUGACCACAGCCAACAGCCUUCAGGAACAUCCUCCCAGCCCAGUUAUGUACAUCUCACCUCAGGCCCCAUACCUCUCAAAGAUUAUCCCCAACGCUGUGCUGCCUGCCUCUGUGGAUGUUGUUGAGCUCAGCCGUAACCGUAGCCGCAGCAGUGUUCGCACUGUCAGUAAAAGCAGCCUGGUGUCCGCCAGUCCAGCAUCUACCCGUGCCUCAUCCAGAGCCUCCAGCCGCAUUUCUUCACGUGCCUCCUCCCGAUACACUGGGGGUCUCACGGACAGCUCAGGCAGGAGCCGUUCUGACUCUUCAGAGACACUAGUCUCAGAUUCUUCCACCAUAUCCAGCAGCAGCACGCCACAUGUUGCAAGCAGUCAAGAGGAGGAAAUGGCAGACAGAUCCCAGUCUGGUUGUCUGAGACAUACUGGUACCCAUAAAUCCAAUACUGUUUCAAAUGCGGCUACUUUAAAUGGUCAGGCCAAUGGUAGUACUACAGUUGAGGAUAAUAGUCGGAAAUCAGGCUCUGCGGGCCCUUUCAUGCGCAGUUUGUCAGUGAUGAAGAAGAAAAAGCGCCCCCCAGCUCCUCCUGGUCGCUCUUACUCUCUGCACAAGGACAAAUUAAAGAGGCGGUCACAGGAUCUUACAGACUCGCCUGACAGCAGCAGGACCAAUAUCAAAAAAGAUGAAAGUAUCAGAGAUCAGUCCAGAACUCUUGCCUAUAUGGCUGGUGUCAGCUCACUGGACAAAUCAUCAAGCUCUGGUACUGUUAGCUUGCCAAAUGCUACCACCCAAAAUGGAGCACAAGAUGGGGAACAGCAUAUCCCAACAUACUCCCCCUCACAGAAAAGGCCCUCUCAGGGGAGCAAUCUGAACAGAGUCAUCACACCUUCUACUGGUUACCCUAGCCCAAAUGGCACCCCAACACUCCAUUCUAAACAGAUCCAUCCUGGUAGUACAGACCAUCAAAGAGCAAUGUUAGCAGAAUUUCAGAAGAGAAAUCUUCACAUGCCUUCUACAGUCCUGGCAGGUCAGUCAAAGGGCAGUCAGAACAGUUAUCCAGUUGUGCUUCAGGCCUCCCCUCCAUCAGCCUCCAACACUUGUGAGUCCUCCAAAGGUGUUACUCCCCCUUCUGCUGUUACAGGUCUCCGAGCAUUGUUUGACAUUCCGCCACGUCCAAAAGUACUCGCUCCACCAGCUCCCCCUCCAGAGACUUGGGCACAUAACCCACGGACUUUUGAGCUACUCUGUGGGCCUGGGCCUGUCAACUAUCAGUCUUGGGCUAAGAAGAGAGGUCUUUUAACAGAGCAAGAGCAUACACAGCCCGUGAUCCCUGCUGAGUCCGCUGAACAAAAGCACAAGGCUGUUUCCUCGGCCACAGAUAACAUAUGUCCAGCUGACCCGCAAAAGCAUAUCCAAUCCCAAACAAUGACACAGUUGAAUAUUUAUCUCCAUCAAAAAGCUCAGACUUCUUCACAUUCCCAGCAGGAGGAUUCAUCUGUGACUUUAAAGAGGAGUAGUCCCCUCCUUGUACAUCAUCCACCCAUGCGCACUGUCAAUCAGAGCACACCACCAUCUGAGGCUGUCUCAUCCAUCAUCUCUGCUUCAGACUGCAUGUCGAAUGAGUUCAUACUGCCCCCCUCUCCCCCACUUCCUCCCCCUCCUCCUCCUUCUUUGGGGAUCCUAUCUGAGACCUCUAUAGUGGGGCAAGAUGAACCGGACUUUCCCCCUCCACCACCCCCCUUUUCUCCUCCAUCUUCUGUGAUGACCCUUCCAUUACCAAAAGGAAUACCGCCUCCACCACAAGGAAUGCCACCUCCACCACCAGAACUCAAACCCAUUCCAAAAGAACCACCGGCCCCCAUAGAGGUAGUUGCACUACCACCUCCACAUGCACCACCACCUGCACAUCCACCACCACCUGCACAUCCACCACCACCUCCACAUGCACCACCGCCUCCACAUGUGCCACCAGCUCCACCAGCGGAGGUGCCACCCACUCAACAAAGUGCACCUCCUCCGCUUGUCUCUCCUGCCCUGCCAGUUAAUGUUCCUCCUGCACCCCCUCUUCCUUCAGAUAUCAAAAAAACACCCAGCCCAGUAACAUUAGAAAAUCAGAGUAAAGAGAAAACAUCUCAGAGCAACAACACUCUUCCAACCAAAGUGGAAAGUUCUGCUCCUGUAGUAACUCAGUCGCUUUUACAGAUGGUUCGUCUAAGAUCAGUUAAGUCCAAUAACAACCAAGCAGAAGCUUCCAGUGGGUCUAUCAAACCUGAAGAGCAGAAUUUUUCUACCAGUCAGGAGGCACCUCAGAAACCAGUUAGAAGAUCUCUGAUUAUGACUGCUCCCAUUACUGAUGAGACAGUCCCACCAAUCACUGAGCAAAAGUCUCAGCAAAUCAGUGGCAUGCAAGACAACCAACCAACCACCACUGAAUCACAGGUUCUACUGAGCACCACCCCAUCAAAAACCCAACCCAGCACUGCUGAAACAAAAAUCGAAUCCAACACAAUCCAGUGUCAAUCUGAUUCAGCAAAAUUUGAGAGUGCUCUACCAGUGACCCAGUCUGAUUCCACUAUGCUGGAGUCCCAACCCAACAUUAAUCAAUCAAUGACAGAGAACAACACAACUGAACAACAGGUCAAGUCUGACACCAUUGAAGAAAAGACUAAACCUGAAGAUGCAUUGCCAAAGACCCAUCCUGACCCCACUGAUAUAAAAACUCAGCCAGGCACCAUCAUAUCAAAGACAGUGUCCAAAACCAACGAGACCGAAUCUGACAACACUGAAACACAUCCCCAGUCUGAAACUAAUGAACCAAAGACUCAACCUGACGCCAUGCUCCCAAAGAGUCAAUCUGAAAUCACUAAAACAGAGGCCCAGCCUGUCACUACUUUACCAAAGACUGAACUGAACACCACUCUGCCAAUUUUACACCAAGAUGAUCCAGAUAAAAAACCCAAUCUCACUGAUUCUCUGACCCAACUUGUCACCUCCUCACCAAACACUCCACCUGUUUAUACUUCACCAGACACCCAACAUGAAUCCACUAAAACUGAGAUCCAACUCAUUAACUCAAGGACUGAGGGCAGCACCAAUGAACCACUGUCCGGCAUGUCUGAGUCCGGGCCUCAACCAGUCAGCACCCAGCCAAUGCCUCAGUCUCCUACAAGCAUGCUAAAGACACCGUCACAAACCCCUUCCUUUCCCCCUUUCUCUCCUUCCCAAAAAUCUCCUACAGUCAUAACCCCCUCUAUGCGACUACAGGAGGCUAUUCGCCUGAAAACAGCUGCCAUGUCUGCUAAAGAUGCUUCUGCAAAAGGCAUAAACCUGAAGUCAUCUCCACCACAUGCAGGGGGCAGCAAUCCCACCUCUCCUACUUCCACUGCCAACUUUAUCUUCUCAAAGAGUGCAAAGAAGGUUGUCAUAGAAACGCCCUCAUCCCCAGAAGCCCAAGCAGACCUCAGAAAAAAUUUAGCAUCUGAGUUAGCAUCACUGUCUAUUCCAGCUACAUCAUCUGAAUCACAGAGAAAGAUGGUCAAGGUUCCACCACCUGUUGCAAAGAAACCUAAGAACAAAACUGAAAGUGUCCAACCAAACCCCACACCACCCAAUGAGGCAAGUGUAGAACAUGAGCAUGUGCAAACUGCAGGACAGCCAGCACAGUCAGAGAUCAAACAGGGUGGUGCUGACACGACAAAUGGGACAGUUUCUGCUGAAGGGUCACCACCAUCUACAUGAACUAAAUAAGGUCUUUCGUUGAAACUUUCAGAGACCUAAUUUCCUUUUACACUGAUGUGCUAGUAGGCACCAGUCAAUACUGUAAUGUGUUGUAUUCAAAGGAGACAAAGAAAGAGAAGGUAAGACAGAAUAAGGGUAAGAUUAUGAAGGGUAAGGACUGAAUAAUGAGUAUGAAAAGAAGAAAGUAGGGGUGAUAAGAAAGAGAUAGUGCAGCAGUGA